This is a messenger RNA of Harmonia axyridis, 4358 nucleotides long. Its product is annotated as breast cancer type 2 susceptibility protein homolog. Bases 125 to 4258 code for a protein of 1377 amino acids. Gene Ontology annotation, cellular component: nucleus. Gene Ontology annotation, biological process: regulation of DNA-templated transcription; double-strand break repair via homologous recombination. The transcript has 11 exons. NCBI's taxonomy places the organism in Eukaryota, Metazoa, Arthropoda, Insecta, Coleoptera, Coccinellidae. The record is from RefSeq and is a predicted model, not a curated record.
GUUCUAAAAGAUGUCUACUAUUGUUUGGUAUAAAAUGAUAUCCUUAUUGAAGAACUUUUCAAAUAUUUGUUAAUUUAUUCGAAACUGUUAUGUGAAUAAUCUUUUACUCUUUAAUGAAUGAAUAAUGGAUAAUGAAAAUGAUUCUACUGGUACUACAGCUGGAUCUCCUGUUUUGGGUAGUAGUACAUUCAAGAGAAAAUUCUUGAAAUCUAGGUGUAAUGGAAAAAGUGCUAAAAUAAAAUUAAGUGAUAAAUUCGAGAACGAAUCAGUGAUUAAUGAUGAAAAUCAAAAAUCCAAUUCUUUUAUCAGGGUUAAGGAAGAGAUCAAUUUGGAUAAACAUGAAUUGAACGCAGAUAAAUUUGAGUCCAAUUCAAAUAUACUUACAAAUAAGGAUCACAAGUUUGUGGGGUUUCAAACUGCUUCUGGAAAACCAUUAUUAAGUAAUGAAAAAAGUUCAGAAUUUGCUAAUAAUUUGAUGGCUGAAAUUUUGAAUCCUUUAAUAAGAACAAAUCGAGAAAAAAAAUAUAGUUUUCUAUCCAAAAAUUCUUCUGAAAAAAAAAUUGAGCCUGCAUCGACAAAAUUUAUAAGAACAUUCAGUUCAUUAGGAUUUGAUGUUGAAGAUUAUAUAUAUUCUACCCAAAUAGAUAGAACUGUAAAAAAUAUAAUUCAAGCAAUUUCUUCUCAAAUACAUAUUUUUUCAUUAAAUGUGGAACAUUCUAAACAUUCAUCAGAUUUUGCAUUUCCAUUGCAAGAACAAAGCAAUUUUCACAAAAAAAGUACUGAAAUUAAAUCUAGUAAUCUUAUUAAAGUAUGUAGCAGAAAUGAUGGUAUAAUAAAAUAUGAAACAUGUAUUGAAUAUGAAAAUAUGAACAUCACCAGUAAAGAUUUUGAGAAAAUAGGAGUUAAAUCAAUUGAUCCAUCACAAAUUGAAUUGACUGGAAAAGAAAUGUUUUCACUGAAGGAAAAAAUAAAUAGUUCUAUAUCCAAUUCCAAUACUAUUGAGAAAACACCUGAGUUCAAUGAACAUCCAAUUUCUCAUAACAAUAAUGAGAAUUUAAAGACAAGGAAAGCUGGAAAUAUUGAUAGUUUUGCUAAGGAUGCUGAACAGAAUUUUGAAACAAUAAAUAAAACUAAAGUACAAAGCACAUCACAAUUCUGUACUGCAAGUGGUCAAGGAAUAAACAUCUGCUCUUCUUCGAUUUCCAAAAUUAAAUCUACCUUUGAGGAUUUCCCAAAUGAUGAAAUUGGUGGUAGCUCAGUUUUCCAAUCAAACACUUUAGACAAUAAGAAAUAUCAUUCAAAUUCAGAGGUACAAACAUCUGAAAUUUCAAAAAUAGAAACUGCAACACCUGGAUUCAGUACUGCUUCAGGAAAAAAAAUUAAAAUUUCCUCAAACAAACUUUCUAAAAUUCACAACGUUUUUAAAGAUAUUACUGAUCUGAAAAUUUCUGAUUUUAUUGCAAAUAUUCCUGAAACUGUAAAUCAUGAAGAGUCAGGAAAAUCGGAUGGAAAUAACUGUAAUACUCCAUCUUUGAGAACUAACAAUACAUCCAAGAACUGUGGAAAUUUCCCUAUAGAAGAUUUAAAAUAUCAAAAGCAGAUAUUCUCCUCAAACCAAGUUGAAAAUGGAAAUUAUGAUAAAAAUAGUUUACAACUAACUGAGUCAUCCACCAAAGACAUUGCUUCAUUAUUUUCAACUGCUUCAGGAAAAACUAUUAAAUUACCUUCUGCUAGUCUUCAAAGAAUCAACAAUAUUUUUAAUGAUAUUCCUGAUUUUAAUGAUUUGAAGACUGAUUGUCCAAUAGACCAUUUCUCAACACCCAGUAGUAUUAAAAUUUCCUCCAUUACCCCAACAAUUAGCGAAACAAAAGAAACAUCGUCCACAGAAGUAGAUAAAUCUACUAAGCCCUCUCUAAAGGAGUCCUUCAAAAGAAAUUAUGAAGAGAAAGAUAAGACACCUCUUAAUAGAGAAAAAAUUGAAUCAGAGACUAACUCAAAAAUUAAUGAAAACAAAGUUGACCUAAAUAAUAUUACCCCUCAAAGAAGUAUACCCAGAAAGAGAAGAUUGGGUGCAGCUUCAUCAAAUGGAAAAAUAUCAGAAGCCGCGCUAAGUAAAGCAAAAUCAUUAUUUGGAGAUAUCAACUUUGAUGAUCUUAAACUUCCAUCUCAUCUCAAAAUUGAAAGUCCUAACUCAUCUAAUACAUUAUAUACACCUAUUAAACCAAUUAAAAUUAAUACCCCAAGAUUUUCAUCAACACCAAUUAGAUUGGUCCAAAAGAAUGAAUCAAUUCUGAACGAUACUCCUCAAGAAAUUAACCAUCCAUAUCUUAUUCAGAAACCUACACCAGGACGUUUGGAAGAUUUUGAAGAGGAAUUGAAUCGACAACAAAAGAUUUUAGAAAAAAAAUUAGAAUUUGUUAUGAGAAAACGGGAAGCAAUAAAAAUGCAGAUACAUGCUCAAACUGCAAAUAAAAGAUUUAAAUUAGACUACCAAGAAAAAAAAAAUAAAAUAAAUCUGAAGGAUGUUAAAAAUUUGGAAAUGCAGUCAGACUAUAAAGAAAACCCAAACAGAAUUAUUUUGCAAGUUAAUCCGCAAAAUGCUGCAUUAAUACAUUUUAAUAAUAAUUGGUAUGAAGUUCCUACAGUAAAAACUGAAGACGGUUGUACACUAGUACCGAAUGCUCAAGGUUUUAUAGGGAUUUCAGAAAUAGAACCAGCUUUUAUUAGCAUGACAGGUAUUCAAAAGGAUUUAAUACCCGAUGGCUGGAUAAAAAAUCAUUAUAGAUGGAUUAUAUGGAAACUAGCUAGCUAUGCACGAUUUUUUCCCGCAACGUUGGGUGGGAGCUUUAGUGUAGACAAUGUGAUAAGACAAUUAAAAUACAGGUAUUUAAAGGAAAUUUAUAACGCAGAGAGGCCAGCAUUGAGGAAAAUAUAUGAGAAGGAUGAUGUUCCACAAAAAAGAAUGAUACUUUGUAUCUCAAAUAUCAUAAAAAAUGGGGAUAAUACAGAAUUAGAAUUAACUGAUGGUUGGUACAGCAUCCGCACAAUAGUUGAUGAUCCGUUAUGUUGUCAAAUUAAAAAGCAGAAAAUUAAAAUAGGGUCUAAGUUGAUUAUUUCAGGAGCUGAAUUAUUGAACUGUGAAGGAUGUCAUCCUUUAGAAAUCGAGCAAGCUCGUAAAGUGCGCCUGAAAAUUUUUUUCAAUUCUACCAGAAGAGCAGCUUGGUUUUCAAAAUUAGGUUACUAUAGAGACCCCUCAGCUCUGCCUAUUAACCUGAGCAGCGCAGUUUGGAAUGGUGGAAAUAUUGGCAGAAUAACAGUUUAUUUAAUGCGAGUUUACCCUGUGAUAUAUCGUGAGAAAAUGCAAGAUUCAGUUUCAUGGAGGAAUCAAAAUGCUGAAUAUAAAAGAAUUCAAGAAUACGAAAAUGAAUGUUUCAAAAAGUACGAAGAAGGAGAUAAUGUAAAUAUUGAAAGGAGGAAUGUAUGUCCUCUGCUACAAAUGACUGUGAUAGAUUUUUCUGAUAAUGUUUCUAAACCUUUCAAAUGUACCAUAUGGGAUUCAACGGAUUUUCACCAAGAACAAUUGAAGGAAAACCAGGUCGUUAAAUUUUAUAACUUGACAUUAAGAUCUAAUGGUGAAUUGAGUUGCAAUAAAAAAUCAUAUUUUGAAGUUCUUAAAUGCCAAGAAAAGAAGUAUGAAAAGUACAGAAGAAAAUGUGUUGAACUAGCAAGUUAUGGAAUAAUGUCCAACCAUGUUGCUUUUGGAGAAUUUGAUACUGUUGGUUUUAUUGUAAGGAUGCAUAUUGAGCAGAAUAGUCAGCAUUUUUGGCUGUCAGAUUUGAAAAAUAACUUUUUACUGGUUAAAAUUGUUGAAGGACCUAAUAAUUGUCUAUUGUUGAAUAAAGUUGAAGAGAACCAGUUGGUUGCUGUUUGUAACUUGAUGUUAAAGGAAAGUAAUCAUACCUACGUUAUAGCUACUGCCAGUUUUCAAACUAUAGUUACACAAUAUCCUCAAUAUAAUUUUCUUAGGGAGAAAAUGGAAGAAUUAGAAAAAAAUAAUAAAGAUACAAUACUCAGCAUACUUGAAGAAAAUAAAAAAAUGGUAGAUAUUUUUGAGAAUGGAAAUAAUUCAGUUCAAACAUCACAUUCUAGUGCAUCAGAUGGAAAUACUUUAAAUUUUUCAAGGGUAACUAGUACAGACACAGCGAUGUCAAUGAUAAACAUCGAUGAAAUUGUUGGUAAAUGUAAAUCGUUACAUUAAUACAUAUUUUUAACAUAGUGUUAUUUGUUGAUAAUAUUUAAUAGGAAGUAACAAUAAAUUGUGAUAUUAUCUAUAUGUAUAAAUAUAUUCUUGUAUGAUA